Messenger RNA from Fusarium verticillioides 7600, 2553 nucleotides. Its product is annotated as rab family, other. Gene Ontology annotation, biological process: regulation of exit from mitosis. The coding region runs from base 590 to 1465 and encodes 291 amino acids. Gene Ontology annotation, cellular component: spindle pole body. NCBI's taxonomy places the organism in Eukaryota, Fungi, Ascomycota, Sordariomycetes, Hypocreales, Nectriaceae. The transcript is spliced from 3 exons. Gene Ontology annotation, molecular function: GTPase activity; GTP binding. The record is from RefSeq and is a predicted model, not a curated record.
GUCUAUCUCGAAAUUAAGACAGAUUGAACUAUUUUCAGAACAUUUCAUCUACAUCCCCUGUUGUGCUGUACAAAACCCGUUCCCUCCACUUUAGACCUUGUACCACGAACCGGUGCCUUGAAAUUCCGUCCCGCUUCUGGCCUAAACAAGAGGCUCCCACCAUCAUCCUCUCCAAACGUCAGCGCAAACUCUCUGCUCCAACAAAACGCAUCGUUCGGUUUCAGUUUGGAAGAAAACAAAGUGCGAACGCGACUUAAUUUCUGCCGCCGAGGUCUCAUUGUUGAACGGCUUGUCUCACGGCUUCACGCUGGUGGCUUUUGGACUCCGCCACCUUUCGGCUGCCUCGUCUUGACCUCCCCACUGCGCAUCACGAUAUCAUCACUUGUCAACUAGCUUGAUGCUUUGACAAGCUGAUCUUUUCUUCUGUCACUCUCUCCGACCACGUUCUCUACCGAUUUCUUUCGUUUCCUCGCAUCGUCCGACUCGAUUGUUUCACCGUCUCCGUUUCGACUCCGUUACCCUCGAUACCCGUCACACCUUCACGCUGGACGACUACACGAAUCCCUCGGCUCCGGCCGAACCUACAACCAUGGAGCACAUGAUGAGUUCACCUCCCCAUGAAAUCCCACUGCCACCGCCAGGUCAAGACGAGACCGGAGGCAUCGAAGAAUCUCCCCAUCCGAAUGGGUUCCAUCAUCAGCAAAGCACAUCCCUAGAUCAAGGGCUAGCUCAAAGUCCACGACAAGAAGACCCGUCUACUAGAUAUACUCCUCCAGUCCAAACCGCACCGCCAAUUUCCCGCCCAGCUAGUGGCUUGUCCAACCCCGCACACCAAGCCUACAACGACUAUCGACAGAGUUCCGGUGAGCCAUCAUCCAAUGGUCGAAACCAUGUUGUCAUCAAGGUCGGGAUGGUUGGUGAUGCGCAGAUCGGAAAGACCUCGUUGAUGGUCAAGUACGUCGAAGGGAGCUGGGAUGAGGAUUAUAUCCAGACGCUAGGUGUCAAUUUCAUGGAAAAGACAAUCUCCAUCCGUAACACGGAAAUCACCUUUUCGAUCUGGGAUCUCGGAGGCCAACGAGAGUUUGUCAACAUGCUGCCUCUGGUGUGCAACGACGCAGUUGCCAUUCUCUUCAUGUUCGAUCUCACCCGCAAGAGUACAUUGAAUAGCAUCAAGGAGUGGUAUCGACAGGGGCGCGGGUUCAACAAGACGGCCAUUCCAAUUCUCGUCGGUACAAAGUACGACCACUUCGUCAACUUUCCUCCACAAGAUCAAGAAGAAAUCUCAAAUCAGGCGCGGCGGUUUGCGAAAGCCAUGAGGGCUGCAUUAAUUUUCUCGAGUACAAGUCACAGUAUCAAUGUGCAAAAGAUCUUCAAAAUUGUUCUAUCCAAAGCGUUCGACCUGAAAUGCACGAUCCCGGAAAUCGAAAACGUCGGCGAGCCGCUCCUUUUGUAUCAGUCCGUGUAGUCGACCGAAUAACGAGUAAAUGUUGAACCUGACAACAUAACGACAAGCGACGGGAGAGUCGCAAGCAAGCAUUUUUCUUUGUUAUAACAUACAACACAACUGGGUCGUCUACUUUUCUUCAAACUUUGAGAUUACUAGGGCAAAUUACGGAAGGGGUCAGGAUUCACCUCUGGGAUAGAUAAACAUGGGGAUUGGCGCAGGACCGCAUUAAUGUGGCCAGCUUUACCGGUCGGUGGUCACGGCGGGCUAUUGAAGUAUUUGAGAGAUACAAUCGGCUGUUAAUCGUAUUGGUGUAUGCUAGAUGUAGAUGAAUGAUGUUUGGUGGGAUUUGUGAAUGUGCCCAUGUGUUUUGUGGCUAUUGCUGAGAUCGAGAUCGAUAUAGCCAACGGAAUCCUGCAGCUAAUUCUUGUCGUAGGUCGUCUAUUGGUCGUUUGGAUGGUAUUGGGACGUCGCGGAGGUACAUGUGAGCCUGCUCGGGGUCCUUGAGUGAGGGAUGGUAGUACAGACGUGGACUGGUUGGUGGUUUUUGUUUUGUGUAGAUUUGGAUGCCGUCACGAUAGAUGGAGAUGAUUUCGACGAGCAUGCCUCGCUCGAGAUUUGGCUUGAGCUUUAUGAGCUCGGUUGCUUCUUCGUCGGGAACACGUCUGCGACGGAUGAAGUAGCACAUGAUGAUGCCGAGAGUGAGGUUGAAGGAGAUAAUGAUGCUGAGGAGUGGCAGGAGUAUCGCGUACACCUCUGGUGAUGGCUCCAUGGUGAGCCUCGGGGGGCAUUUUAUACGACACUGAUUCAGCGAUCCAUAUGUUAGAGUAAGAAGCAAAACCUUUUCUUGAACUUAGGGGGCAGAUGGCUUAUAUUGAAAGUCUGUAUGUGAGGAGAACUUAAUUCACUUGUACUUGAGGAACAAAGGAGUGUUCUGUGGUGUGAUCUGAUGGCCUGGGUCAACGCUGUUCGGGGAUGUACUUGGGAGCAGCAGAAAGGAAACGCCAACCUGGUCUAUACCGAUUGAAGUCUGCAGACUAUGGGUUUAGAUACAAUACAAUUCUGUCAGUUCACUGGUGUAUUUCCCACGAUACAUCUACGUCUUGAAC